This is a messenger RNA of Quercus robur (English oak), 5451 nucleotides long. RefSeq names its product putative disease resistance protein RGA3. The record is from RefSeq and is a predicted model, not a curated record. Lineage: Eukaryota; Viridiplantae; Streptophyta; Magnoliopsida; Fagales; Fagaceae. The transcript has 10 exons. Gene Ontology annotation, molecular function: ADP binding. Bases 196 to 3246 code for a protein of 1016 amino acids. Gene Ontology annotation, biological process: defense response to other organism.
CAAAGUACAAGGUCAAAUCCAGCUGGCUGCAAAUAAUACCCGCCAUGUGUUAUCCCUAUAUAAUUGGCUUCAAUUAUUUUGAACGUAACACACACACCGCAAAUCAGAUAUUUCAGAAAUUGUGAAUCACUUUCUUUCUUUCUAUCUCCACUCCCUGUUUCUUUGUAUUGUCAAUCAGAAUUUCGCUGUCCAAGUAUGGCUGAGGGACUUGUUACUGAUCUCAUUAAGCAGUUGCUUUCAACUGUUGCUCGGGAUGCAGAACAAGAGGUAAGGUUGGUCGUUGGUGUAGACAAAGAAGCCAAAAAGCUUGAAGACAAUCUACGAACUGUGCGGGCGGUGCUCAACGAUGCUGAGAAAAGACAAGUUACGGAAGAAGCUGUGAAGCUUUGGUUGGAAAAGCUCAACAACGUAUGCUACGAGAUGGAAGACGUGGUGGACGAGUGGAACACUGAGUUGAUCAAAUCAGCAAUUCAGAAAGAAGAAGAAGAAAAAAACGCUGAUAAUGCUCCUGCUUUGAAGAUGAAGAAGCAGGUAUGCUCCUUUAUCCCCUCCCCUUCAUGUUGUUUCGGUCAAGUUGAUAAACUUGCUAGGCGUCAUGACAUUGCUCACAAGAUAAAAGAACUGAAUGGAAUAUUAGAUGAGAUUGUCAAAGAGAAAGAUAGGUACUGGUUUCAGUCAACUAAUGACCCUGCAACUAUAGUAGUUGAACGGCCACAAACUGCCUCAUUGGUUGAUGAGUCUGACAUUUGUGGUCGUGAUAGGGUCAAGGAUGAUCUUGUGGGCAUGCUAUUGGGCGAGGGUAGUGAAGAAGAAAGAAGCCCCCAUCUCAUCUCAUUAGUGGGCAUGGGAGGUAUUGGAAAAACGACCCUUGCUCAACUAGCCUACAAUGAUCCUAAGGUGCAAGCCCAUUUUAAGAUAAAAGUGUGGGUUUGUGUUUCCAAUCCUUUUGAUCAAUGCAAGGUGGCCAAAGAAAUACUUGAAUCUAUUAAUGUUCAAUCCUCUGACUUGACUGCAUUGGAUGGUCUAUUGAAAAGAAUUCAAGAUAAUAUUAAGGAAAGGAAGUUCUUUCUUGUCUUAGAUGAUGUGUGGACGGAAGACUCCACACCAUGGGAUCCAUUCAGAAUUGCACUCAAAUGUGUUGCCCAAGGCAGUAGAAUUAUAGUCACCACACGUAAAAGGAGGGUUGCGGAGAUUAUGGGAAGUGUGAGCAUGAUUGAUUUGAAGAAACUGUCUAAAGAAGAUUGUUGGUUGGUAUUUAGUAAAAGAGCAUUUUUUAAUAGGGAUCCUAGGCAAUGUGAGCAACUAGAAGGCCUCGGUAGGCAAAUAGUAGAAAAGUGCAGAGGCUUGCCACUUGCUGCAAAGACUCUAGGGAGUCUAAUGCAGUUCAAGAGUAGUAUAGAAGAAUGGAGGAGAGUUUUGGAUAGCAAUUUGUGGGAAUUAGACAUUGAGGAAAUAAAAAGUAAUGUUUAUGCACCAUUGUUGCUAAGUUAUUAUAGUUUAUCGUCACCAUUGAGACGAUGCUUCUCAUUUUGUGCUGUUUUUCCUAAAAAUUAUGUCUUUUCUAGUGAUGCAUUGGUAUAUAUGUGGAUGGCACAAGGAUAUAUCGAGUUGGAGAAUAAUAUGGAUAUAGAAAUCACUGCUAGAGACUACUUUGAAAAUUUAGCAAUACAUUCAUUCUUCCAAGAUUUUGAGAGAGAUGAGAAUGAUGGCAAGAUAGAAAAAUGCAAAAUGCAUGACAUAGUGCAUGACUUUGCACAAUUAAUGUCAAAAAAUGUAUGCUUCACAAUCAAUUCUAACACAAGGUUGGAAACUGAUUAUAAAACUGCCCGCCAUUUGGAGUUAGAAAUUCCCAAAGAAGCCCAAUACCCUGAGUUCAUUUAUAGUGCAAAAAAUUUGCGCACCCUCAUUAUUGUAAAUAGAAGUGAUUAUAUGUUGUCUACUUUAUUUCAGCAUUUUAGAUGUUUACGAACAUUAACUUUGGAGGAUGUUGAAGAUAGUGGUAUAUUAAGGAAUCUUCCAGAUGCCAUGGAAAAUUUCAUACAUUUGAGGUAUCUCAAUUUAGUCAAUUAUUGUGGAGAUGCAUUGCCUGAAACCAUUUGUAAUCUUUGCAAUUUACAAAUUUUGAAUAUUGAUAUUGAGAGCGACAGGUUCCAAAAAUUGCCACAAGGAAUGAGUAAACUAAUUAACCUUAGACAUUUUGGUUUGGGUUUCAAACAUGAUUUUUUAAAUAUAAAGUUUCCAAGAGGGUUUGGGAGAUUGACUUCUCUUAGAACAUUAAAAUAUUUCAUCGUAAAUGGUAAGGAUGAUAGCGAAAGAUGUAAAUUGGGAGAAUUAAUAAAUUUGAACCACCUUCAAGGGACUCUUGUAAUAUCUGGGUUGGGAAGCGAGGUAGAUGAAUGUGAGGCCAUGAAUGCACAAUUGAAGAAGAAGAUAAACCUUCAUACUUUGGCGCUAAUAUUUAAGGAAUGGGAUGGUGAGCAAAUAAUAAGGGAGAAAGAUGCAUUAGUUCUGAAUGCCUUGGAGCCACCUCCUAACUUGGAAUAUUUACGUAUUGCAAGUUACAAGGCACCAAUAAUGUUUCCUAAUUGGAUGAUGUCCUUAACCAAUUUAAAAAAUCUUGUAAUUGGCCAUUCAUCUUUAGAGUGCUUGCCUCCUUUGGGGAAACUUCCAUUCCUCAAAUCAUUAGAGAUGUGGGAUAUUAAAAGAUUUAAAAAGUUAGGGGUUGAAUUUAUGGGAAUAGAAGAAUCCGAAAAGAAGGAGAAAGGCGAUAUAAUAAUACCACUAUUCCCAAAUUUGAUAUCUCUCUCAUUUAUGAGUUUCUGUAACUGGGAAGAAUGGAAUGGGAUUGAAGAAGAAGAAGACUGUAUCAGAAGAUUCACUAUAAUGCCACGUCUUCAACAUUUGCAUAUCUGGAAUUGCCGAAAGUUAAAGUCAAUGCCGAACUUCCUUCGUACAACUCCAUUACAGAAAUUGCUGAUCGAGUUUUGUCCAAUUCUGAAGGAACGCUGCAAAAGAGGGACAGGAAAGGAGUGGCCCAAGAUUUCCCACAUUCCUAACAUAGAGAUUGAUGAGAUCUAUGUGCAAAGAGAUGGUGGAGAAUGUGAGUUUGACCCAAAGGAAUAUGAAGAAGAGUUUGUUGAAGAUGAUGAUAAAAAAGAAGAGUCUAAUGAAGAUGAGGUUGACAAAGAAGAGGAUGACAAAGCACUCCAUGACAAAAAAGAGGAUGAUGAAGCAGAGCACCUAUGAUCUCUUUGUUUCUGGGUUCAUGAAUUUUAGCUACAGGUUCGGAUUUUUGGAUGGUGAUUGUGAAAGAUGACUUGCGAUGCUUGAUUCAGCAUUGCAAGAUUGAUAACGAGAUUGUGCAAAUAGACAGUCGAGGAAGAAUGGAAUGGGAUUGGAGGAGAAGAAAAGGAAGAAGAAAAAGACUGUAUCAGAAGAUUCACUAUAAUGCCACAUCUUCAAAACUUGGAAAUCUUUGUUUGCACAAAGUUAAAGUUGGUGCCGAACUUCCUUUGUACAACUCCAUUACAGAAAUUGGAGAUCUCGACAUGUCCAAUUCUGGAGGAAUGCUUCAAAAGAUGGACAAGAGAGGACUGGCCCAAGAUUUCCCACAUCCCUAGCAUCAUCAUUGAUUACAAGUACAUGCAAGGCAAUCAAGAAUGUCUGCCAGAGCCGAGAUUUUCAGAGCUAUGAUGAGGAAGAAGAGGACCUUUGAUUUUGUAUAUCUAGGUUCAUUAUUUUAACUUCAAGUAGAUAUUUUUGGAUGACAAUGGUGAAAGAUGAUUUAUGUCUGUGGGCAAAAUUCAUUCUUGGCUUGAUUCAAUGAUAGAAGUCUAAUCCAUUCGUGGUGUGGAGUACAGGAGGCUCAUUACUAGCAGGAAAGAAGAAGAAACUACAUAUACCUUGGCUUUGUUAAACGGAUCAUUUACUCCUCUACUGUGAGUUUUAUUUAAUGGGAGUAGACAUAGCUCAAGAGCGGCUUUUGUGGUUUAUGAGGAAAUUUGGAGUAUACACAAAAGCUUUUGUGGCUGGACCUCCAAAAAUCGUUGACAAUGUCAUAUCUAGCUCAUCUCCAAGUGUAAUCUAUGAUUAAAUCUCAAAACAAUCUUCAUCUUUUUGUCACCCAUGAUUCAGAUCACAGACAAAGCCUUUUAGAUUUUACAAUUAUCAUUAUACCAACAUGUUAACAUAUACCAUACAGACAGAUUAUUUAUGAUAGAUGAGGAAGAUCAAUCUCAAAGAGAAAACCCAUCAGGAAGGUCAAGGAUCUAAGGAAUGAAAUGUGCAUGAGGUCUUCACAUUCACUCCCAAAGGAAAGUGAGGAAGAUAAAGCCUCUCAAAAUAUCAUAUACGCCCUUAAUCCACGCCACUAGGAAAAAGUUCCGCACUUUACAGGAGACCUUGGAGGAUGGAGAAAAUAUGUUCAGCAAGCACUUGGGGAUGCAAGCAUGGAUUUUGAACUGCCAAAGGAAAUCAAAGAAGAACUUCAUUAAGCUAGCAGCCAGCUAGUAUUUAAAGCUCUAAGCAUGGAGAAUGGUGGUCUGCUACAGUCAAUAUUGUCCAUUGUGGCCUCGUGUACUUUAUUUUGUCCUCGUCAUCAGGCUUACUUGGAAGUGGAUAUUCAGGUUGCUGUUUUCUAGUUCCAACAUGAAUGUUGCUGGUUAAAAGGUGUUGGCCUCAUCAUGGCUUCAAGGAACUCUCAUGGGACCUUGAGCAACAGAAUAACUUGAAACUAUCAUGGCCAACUCUUAAGAUAGAUAUCAACCUGCAAAUGAUGCUGCAUAUUCAACCCUUCGGAAUUUGAAUUCUUCCUUCCUGUUCAACUCAACUAUCUCCCCUUAUCUCUUUGGCCAGUCUUGCACAUUUUAUUCAUGUUAUGAUAACUCUCAUGCCUAGUGAUUAGAAAUUUAAUUAUAAAUUGCUGAAAAAAAUCAUUAUCUAGUGAUGCCAUGUGACGAGAUAAUUGGCCAAUUUGUUUUUUAAUAUUUUUUUUUAUUGUGCUCUUUUAAUGUAAGCUAAAUCCUCAUAUUCUUAUUAACCUUCUAUCAUAACAUGCUUUUCCAUACUGUUUUUUGUGUAUGUCAAACCCUCAUGUUAAAAUUUUCUUUUGGUUACAUUUUAACUAGAACUCAAAUUAAAUUCUAGUUUGUGGCGAAGCAUAUUUUGUGCUUGAGCAAAUUUUAGUUCAUGGAUGCACUUUGGAGAAAGACCUACGAAAGAAACUCCUUCACCAUUUCAUAGUGGCAUUAGAGCUUGGAUAUCACAUCACAUGGUGAAACAUGAAAGGUGAGGUAGGUACUUGGCCAAGUUCUCAAGUUUUGUGGUGAGAUUAUAUUUUUUCCUAGAGAAUUAAUAUUCUUGUAUUUUCCCAAUUUGUUGUGUACUCAAAGUUGUAAGCAUAAACUUAAGUGCUAUAAUUUCUAUUUUCCUUAUAGUGGAUUGAUCGGAUUU